This is a messenger RNA of Babesia ovata, 528 nucleotides long. RefSeq names its product voltage-dependent T-type calcium channel subunit alpha-1G-like protein, putative. The record is from RefSeq and is a predicted model, not a curated record. The transcript is spliced from 2 exons. Bases 1 to 528 code for a protein of 175 amino acids. NCBI's taxonomy places the organism in Eukaryota, Apicomplexa, Aconoidasida, Piroplasmida, Babesiidae.
AUGGAGACGUCCAUCGAACAGACGCACAAAAAGCGCUCACCUGGCAAAUCCUUAAUCUCUUCAGCCUGGCGCCGCCUAAAACCAAACCGAUUGUUCCUACGCCUUGAAGAGAGUGUGGAGGGAUUUGAAAAGCUCGGGUUCUUUUCAGAACGGGCAGUAGGGGUUGAGGGUUGCGCAAGAUCACCAGUGUCGCCCGAAGGCGCUGCCGGCGUCUCGGCUGCAUUUGCGGCCAUUGUACCGGGUAGUCCCGCUGAAGUCGGAGGCAUAACUGCUUCUGCGAUCAGCAGCAACUGCUUGGACUGCGUGCCCAACAUGUCGGGCCUGCACGAGACACGGUGUUCUGGCGUUGCCCACUUUCUCGGUUGCGCUGCUCUAGCUGCUGCGGGGUUUCAGUCUGCUCGACUACCACCACCUUGUACCCCCUUGCAACGCAGGCAGACGCGUAAAUAUGUAAACUCUUCUCGGGGAAGCCCACGUGCGGCUUGGCCUCAGAGCCCAUCCAACGCAAGUUACAAAUCUCCUGUAUGA